CUAUGAAUAUUCCCAGCUACAGACCGAAUUAUUAUAGCCUGGACGAUAUAACGGUCACCCAGGAACGGAUACCAUGCCGAACUACGCAGGAUCUUUACAUGAUGGGAUUUUUGGACCCUUCGGGAAAGUCGCCCAACCUCAGCAGCAACCACUCACUGGAGCUUCCACUUUGGGCCGUACUACAGCAAGACGAGAGAAACCCUCAUUUUGAAGCGCAGAUACCGGACAUUUACAGUGCGGCGUAUAAAGAAAUCUACAAAGCCGAUGCCAAUUACGUGGAACUGGGUGCGUUGUGCAAAUUCUACUACGAGCUAGGCAUGUACCUUACACGCUACGAUAACACCAACAGUGUGGCGGAAAUGCUGCACGUUACGGCUCAGGAGCGCAUGAAGGGACUGAAGGAUCUGUGUCAAAACGUAGGAACUGAAAGCCUGAACACGAGCAGCAAAUUUGAAUUUACCGAACGCUUACUGUACAACGAAGGGUGCAAAACGAACAAACUAUUCGAUGAUUGGCUCCAGGAAAGACAGGUACACAUCAAAUCGACCGAGAUUGCCGUAAACUUACGCAAACGCAAGCGAAGUCCGGAAGGGGAAACACAGGAAGAACAAUAAAUC
This is a messenger RNA of Anopheles maculipalpis, 617 nucleotides long. It is a transcript of the gene Psf3, whose product is annotated as DNA replication complex GINS protein PSF3. The transcript has 3 exons. Gene Ontology annotation, cellular component: GINS complex. The record is from RefSeq and is a predicted model, not a curated record. The coding region runs from base 3 to 614 and encodes 203 amino acids. NCBI's taxonomy places the organism in Eukaryota, Metazoa, Arthropoda, Insecta, Diptera, Culicidae. Gene Ontology annotation, biological process: mitotic DNA replication initiation.